Molecule: messenger RNA, 1732 nt
Organism: Pistacia vera
Lineage: Eukaryota; Viridiplantae; Streptophyta; Magnoliopsida; Sapindales; Anacardiaceae
Product: bZIP transcription factor TGA10
Exons: 12
Coding region: 224-1732 (502 amino acids)
Biological process (GO): regulation of DNA-templated transcription; DNA-templated transcription
Molecular function (GO): DNA-binding transcription factor activity; sequence-specific DNA binding
Source: RefSeq, a predicted model, not a curated record
AGAGAGUUGAAUAAGAUAGCUUGAGACCGCUUUAUCUGAAACUGUUAUUUUUUUCUUUGUUUUCUUUUCGCUAAAACUCAAAAAUGGUUUUACAUGAAGUCAGGUAAGUCUAAUUUAUAGAGAGAGAGAGAGAGACAGAUAGCUAGUAAUAAAAAGAUAUUGAUUGUGGUGUAAUUAAAAAUGAUCUUGAAAACAGCGAAGAGAUUUUGGUUCUUGUUUAUUAAUGGGGUUUUCAAGAGCACUUGAUCAAGUUCAGCUUGUAGAAGAGAAAGAAAUUACAAGGCUUGGAGGAACUCCUUUCAUGGCUAGUAAUAAUAAAGUCAUCACCAAUCACUCUACACAACUAGAACAUCAUCUCCAUCAGCAUCAACAUCAACAUCAACAACAACAGCAGCAGCAGCUUCAGCAUCAAAUAAUACAAGAGCAUCACCAGAUUCCUUAUGGAAUGAUGCAAUCGUCAUCAUCAUCCACUAUCCCUGGAAACUACAUUAGUAGUAAAGAUACUGGAACUUAUGAUCUGGGAGAAUUAGAUCAAGCACUUUUCCUUUAUCUUGAUGGACAAGAAGCUUCCGGUGUUCAAGAGCAAAGACAGAAUUCAGGAAUGAGGCCUCCAACUUUGAACAUUUUCCCUUCUCAGCCUAUGCACGUAGAGCCAUCAUCAACGAAGGCUGGUGCAGUUUUAGUUUCUUCUACAAAUAAUAGUGGUUCAAAGAGACCAUCCGAGGCGUCCAUGGAGUUGGCCAACGCACGAAAUGACGCUGCAUCUGGGCCUGAACCAGCUAAAUCUGUCAAGCGUGAAGGAAACCGAAAAGGUCCAACAUCAAGCUCAGAACAAGAAGGACCCAAAACACCAGACCCUAAGACACUGAGAAGACUUGCUCAGAAUAGAGAGGCGGCAAGGAAAAGUAGGUUGCGAAAAAAGGCUUAUGUCCAGCAGCUAGAAUCAAGCAGGAUCAAACUUACCCAACUGGAACAAGAGCUACAACGAGCCAGAACUCAAGGCAUGUUCUUCGGUGGAGUUUUAGGUGGAGAGCAAGGGCUUCCUGUUGGCAUCAACAACAUUAGCUCAGAUGCUGCUGUAUUUGACAUGGAGUAUGCACGAUGGCUUGAGGUGCAUCAUCGUCUAAUGUGUGAACUUCGAGCAGCAGUACAAGAGCAUUUACCCGAGAAUGAACUUCGGCUCUUUGUAGACAACUGCUUAGCGCACUACGAUGAGAUGAUGAACCUCAAAAGUAUGGUGGCUAAAACGGACGUGUUUCACCUUGUUUCUGGCUUGUGGCAGACUCCGGCUGAGAGAUGCUUCUUGUGGUUGGGUGGAUUCCGGCCAUCUGAGCUCAUCAAGGUUAUACUGAGCCAAAUUGAGCCAUUAACGGAGCAACAGAUCUUGGGUAUAUGUGGACUGCAACAAUCUACACAGGAGGCUGAAGAAGCUCUCUCCCAAGGGCUUGAAGCUCUUAACCAGUCUAUUUCAGACACCAUAGCUUCUGAUUCUCUGAGCUGCCCACCUAACAUGGGUAAUUACAUGGGCCAAAUGGCUGUAGCCAUGAACAAACUCUCCACCCUCGAGGGUUUUGUUAGGCAGGGAGAUAAUCUGAGGCAUCAAACAUUACACCGGCUGCAUCAACUUCUGACCACCCGUCAAGCUGCAAGGUGUCUUCUGGCGAUUGCGGAGUACUUCCAUCGUCUCCGAGCUCUUAGCUCUCUCUGGGUCGCUCGCCCUCGACAGGAAUGA